This is a messenger RNA of Onychomys torridus (southern grasshopper mouse), 3467 nucleotides long. RefSeq names its product ribosomal protein S6 kinase A3 (gene Rps6ka3). Gene Ontology annotation, biological process: intracellular signal transduction; protein phosphorylation. The record is from RefSeq and is a predicted model, not a curated record. Bases 235 to 2391 code for a protein of 718 amino acids. Lineage: Eukaryota; Metazoa; Chordata; Mammalia; Rodentia; Cricetidae. The transcript is spliced from 25 exons. Gene Ontology annotation, molecular function: ATP binding; ribosomal protein S6 kinase activity; magnesium ion binding.
CGCAGCUGGCGGACCCGUGGCAGAAGAUGGCUGUGGAGAGCCCUUCCGACAGCGCUGAGGAUUAUAUCUUUAUCCUUGAAAUUUAAAAACAUUUGCCAGGACAUGUCUUGGUGUUGAUGAUCUCUGUUGAACCUUCUCAGUCUGCAGUCUCAGGAUAAAUGAGGAGCUGAUUCUUAAUCCUGUCACAUUGGAAUUUAGGUUUCCAAUUUGGAGUUCUUUUUGGAAAAAAUAAUUAUGAAUGGACAGCAAAUUAUGGAUGAACCUAUGGGAGAGGAGGAGAUUAAUCCACAAACUGAAGAAGGCAGUAUCAAAGAGAUUGCAAUCACACAUCAUGUGAAGGAAGGACAUGAAAAGGCAGAUCCUUCCCAGUUUGAGCUUUUGAAAGUAUUAGGGCAGGGAUCAUUUGGAAAGGUUUUCUUAGUUAAAAAAAUCUCAGGCUCUGAUGCUAGACAGCUUUAUGCCAUGAAGGUAUUAAAGAAGGCCACACUGAAAGUUCGAGACCGUGUUCGGACAAAAAUGGAGCGUGAUAUCUUGGUAGAAGUCAAUCAUCCUUUCAUUGUCAAAUUGCAUUAUGCUUUUCAAACUGAAGGGAAGUUGUAUCUUAUUUUGGAUUUUCUCAGGGGAGGAGAUUUGUUUACACGCUUAUCCAAAGAGGUGAUGUUCACAGAAGAGGAUGUCAAAUUCUACUUGGCUGAACUUGCACUUGCUUUAGACCAUCUGCAUAGCCUGGGAAUAAUCUAUAGAGACUUAAAACCAGAAAACAUACUUCUUGAUGAAGAAGGUCACAUCAAGUUAACUGAUUUUGGCCUAAGUAAGGAAUCUAUUGACCAUGAGAAGAAGGCUUAUUCUUUUUGUGGAACUGUGGAAUACAUGGCUCCAGAAGUAGUCAAUCGUAGAGGUCAUACUCAGAGUGCUGACUGGUGGUCUUUCGGGGUGUUGAUGUUUGAAAUGCUCACUGGUACACUACCUUUCCAAGGAAAAGAUCGUAAAGAAACAAUGACUAUGAUUCUUAAAGCCAAGCUUGGGAUGCCACAGUUUCUGAGUCCUGAAGCCCAGAGUCUUUUACGAAUGCUUUUCAAACGGAAUCCUGCAAACAGAUUAGGUGCUGGACCAGAUGGAGUUGAAGAAAUUAAAAGACAUUCAUUUUUCUCAACAAUAGACUGGAAUAAACUUUAUAGAAGAGAAAUUCACCCACCUUUUAAGCCUGCAACUGGCAGGCCUGAAGAUACAUUUUAUUUUGAUCCUGAGUUUACUGCAAAAACUCCCAAAGAUUCACCUGGCAUUCCACCUAGUGCUAAUGCACACCAGCUUUUUCGGGGGUUUAGUUUUGUUGCUAUUACCUCAGAUGAUGAAAGCCAAGCUAUGCAGACAGUUGGUGUGCAUUCAAUUGUUCAGCAAUUACACAGGAACAGUAUUCAAUUUACUGAUGGAUAUGAAGUAAAAGAGGAUAUUGGCGUUGGCUCAUACUCCGUUUGUAAGAGAUGUAUACAUAAAGCCACAAACAUGGAGUUUGCGGUGAAGAUUAUUGAUAAAAGCAAGAGAGAUCCAACAGAAGAGAUUGAAAUUCUUCUUCGUUAUGGACAGCAUCCAAACAUCAUUACUCUAAAGGAUGUAUAUGAUGAUGGAAAAUAUGUCUAUGUAGUAACAGAACUUAUGAAAGGAGGCGAAUUGCUGGAUAAAAUUCUUAGACAGAAGUUUUUCUCAGAGCGAGAGGCCAGUGCUGUCCUGUUUACUAUAACCAAAACUGUUGAGUAUCUUCAUGCACAAGGGGUGGUUCACAGAGACUUGAAGCCUAGCAACAUUCUUUAUGUGGAUGAAUCUGGUAAUCCAGAAUCUAUUCGAAUUUGUGAUUUUGGCUUUGCAAAACAGCUGAGAGCGGAAAAUGGUCUUCUCAUGACUCCUUGUUAUACUGCAAAUUUUGUUGCACCAGAGGUUUUGAAACGACAAGGUUAUGAUGCUGCCUGUGAUAUAUGGAGUCUUGGUGUCCUCCUUUAUACAAUGCUUACUGGUUACACUCCAUUUGCAAAUGGUCCUGAUGAUACUCCAGAGGAAAUAUUGGCACGGAUAGGUAGCGGAAAAUUCUCACUCAGUGGUGGUUACUGGAAUUCUGUUUCAGAUACAGCAAAGGACCUGGUAUCAAAGAUGCUUCAUGUAGAUCCUCAUCAGAGACUGACUGCUGCUCUUGUGCUCAGACAUCCUUGGAUUGUCCAUUGGGACCAAUUGCCACAAUACCAACUAAACAGACAGGAUGCACCACAUCUCGUAAAGGGUGCCAUGGCAGCUACAUACUCUGCUUUAAAUCGCAAUCAGUCACCAGUUUUGGAACCAGUAGGCCGCUCUACUCUUGCUCAGCGGAGGGGUAUUAAAAAAAUCACCUCAACAGCCCUGUGAAGUGACCUCAGUGAGAUAUGUGGUACCAUGAUGUAAGCUGAUAGCACAAGUUCUGGCGACAGGUAGCACAUACCUGAGAGACACCUGCAAGCACACACUGUCCCAGCUGGUACCCAUAAUGCUGCUGUUCCUGCUGUUCCUGCUUUCGUCUCUUCUCGCUUUAAUUGAUUCUUAACAAGUUAGAUUUUCCUGGAGCUUUGAAAUGAAAAUGGAAACAUGAUGAAGAUAUAAUCACUGAAUCAACAAGAAAAAUAAUGAACACAUGAAUACCACCUAAAAUACACUGAAUAAAAGUACUCUACACCAUAUAGCAUUAUUUUUAUAGGAAAUAUUUCAUGUCCCCUAAAUAUUCUUUUGUUAGUUAUAGGGAUGGACAGUUUAUGUUAAGCACUUAGCUUAAACAAUCCGUUUAUAUUAGCACUGUAUCCCUUGUGCCAUCCAACAUUUUGUAUGUUUUUGUAAACAGUUCAUAUACAGUACAUUUCUGUACUGAUUUCUUUAAUGUAUACAUGCCUUGUUUAACUUGGAGUCUAUUAAUCAAUUGACUAUUAAAUCUGGAUAAAUAGUUCACCUGGAUUAACAGUAUUGUUAGGAAACCUUAAGAUGGCCAGACUGAUUGAACAGCUGUUGAAUGUAAUUCUUUCAAAUUGUACAUAUCCUCCUCCAUCUGUUUCACUGCUUUGUUCAUUUGUUUCUUCAAGUCAGGUGCUCUGUUAGACUAACCUAAAGAGCUGUUAAUGGUAGAGAAAGUUGUUGUGUGUGUGGCAUGAAAUCAAGAAUACACCUAUGAAGUUAAUCCAUAUACUUUGUGAUUUCUUAGGAUUUCCUUUCCUUAUUUAAGGAAGUAAUCCUUGAAAUUUUAACCUUACAUAGUGCUCAUACUUAGUAUUUGGCAUAUCGUUUGAAAUCUUGCCAACAUACAUCAAAGGCCUUUAAAAGAAUCAUAUUAAAGAAAUUGGAAAAGGAAAAUUUAGCAAUUGGUAAUUAAAGCCUUACUGAAUAUUUCAUGUUUAAAUAGGUAUUCUAUAUUAAACACUAAUUUGAAUGUAAUAAAGGCCACAGGCCUCCAUAUGAAA